AUGGCCGGUACCACGGAGAAGAUGGACAAUGUCCAGAUCGAGGAUGCUACCCUCAGCGAGCCCACCGUACUGGCGGCCCGGGCCCAAGAGGCUGUUGAAGCGCAGCAUGCCAUUACCCUGAAGGAGGCUCUGCGUGCCUAUCCCAUGGCUAUCUUCUGGAGUUUGAUGGUGUCCAUGUGUGUCAUUAUGGAAGGUUACGACACAAUCCUGAUAGGCAACUUUUACGCCUACCCCCAAUUUGCCAAGAAGUACGGCCAGUAUAUCGAUGAUAACGGCAAGCAUCAACUGUCAGCUCCGUGGCAAGCUGGUCUCAGUAACGCCAGCGGUGUCGGCUGCUUCAUUGGCGUCCUUCUCAACGGUUACCUCGUCGCCAAAUUUGGUCAGAAGAGGAUCCUCAUCAUCUCGCUGUUUGUGCUGUCGGCCUUUAUCUUUAUGACCUUCUUCGCCCACAGCAUCGUCAUCCUCAUGAUCGGUCAGUUCUUCUGCGGCCUCCCCUGGGGCGUCUUCGCCACGUCGGCGCCAGCCUACGCUUCCGAGGUUCUGCCCAUGAGCCUCCGCGUCUAUCUCACGAGCUGGACCAACAUGUGCUUCAUUAUCGGCCAGCUUAUUGCUGCGGGCGUGCUCGCAGGCCUCGUCGACCGGCCCGACGAGUGGGCGUACCGUAUUCCCUUUGCUCUGCAGUGGACGUGGCCCGCCUUCCUGAUCCCCAUCCUCAGCUUUGCGCCCGAGUCGCCCUGGCACCUGGUUCGCAUGGGUCGCCUCGAGGAUGCCGAGAAGUCGCUGCGCCGCCUGCAGCGCGACGACGUGACGGACGGGUCGUCCAAGUUCAGCGUCAAGGCGACACUGGCUGAGAUUGUGCAUACCAACAAUGUCGAGAUCGAGCUCACAGCCGGCACGAGCUACUGGGACUGCUUCCGAGGUACCGAACUGCGCCGCACGGAGAUUGCGUGCGUGGCCUUUGCCGGACAGGUGCUCGCCGGCUCUUCAUUCGCCUACAACUCGACCUACUUCUUCCAGCAGGUCGGACUCGACACGGACCAGACGUAUUACCUCAACACGGGCGGCACAGCCAUGGCGCUCGUCGGUACGCUAGUCAACUGGUUCUGUCUCAUGCCUUAUUUUGGACGCCGGCGCAUCUACCUCUGCGGCAUGGCCACCAUGGCAACAGUGCUGUACAUUAUUGGCAUCCUCAAUGUCUGGACGGAUCGCAACUCGGUGGGCAUGGUGCAGGCAGUCUUGACGCUCGUGUGGACCUUUGUCUUCCAGCUGUCAGCGGGUCAACUAGGCUGGGCCAUCCCGGCCGAGAUUGGCUCGACGCGACUGAGGCAGAAGACGAUCUGCCUGGCGCGUAACUCGUACUAUGUCAUUUCGGUCAUCUCGCAGGUCUUGCAGCCGUACUUCAUGAACCCGGGCGAGCUGAACCUGCGUGGGUACACGGGAUUCAUCUGGGGGAGCACCGCGUUCGCUGUGUUUGUGUGGGCGUUCUUCCGUCUUCCCGAGUCCAAGGGCCGCACAUACGAGGAGCUGGACUACCUGUUCGCCCACCUCACGCCGACCAGGAAGUUUGGCUCGGCCAAGGCUGAGAUUUUUGGAGCCGAGGGUACGGAGGGCAAGAUGAUGGCUGAGUAG
Molecule: messenger RNA, 1629 nt
Organism: Verticillium nonalfalfae
Lineage: Eukaryota; Fungi; Ascomycota; Sordariomycetes; Glomerellales; Plectosphaerellaceae
Exons: 2
Coding region: 1-1629 (542 amino acids)
Biological process (GO): carbohydrate transport; transmembrane transport
Cellular component (GO): membrane
Molecular function (GO): carbohydrate:proton symporter activity
Source: RefSeq, a predicted model, not a curated record